Sinocyclocheilus anshuiensis is the source of this 768-nucleotide messenger RNA. Its product is annotated as serine/threonine-protein kinase pim-3-like. Gene Ontology annotation, molecular function: ATP binding; protein serine/threonine kinase activity. Gene Ontology annotation, biological process: negative regulation of apoptotic process; protein autophosphorylation; regulation of mitotic cell cycle. NCBI's taxonomy places the organism in Eukaryota, Metazoa, Chordata, Actinopteri, Cypriniformes, Cyprinidae. The coding region runs from base 1 to 768 and encodes 255 amino acids. The record is from RefSeq and is a predicted model, not a curated record. The transcript has 5 exons. Gene Ontology annotation, cellular component: cytoplasm.
AUGGCAUGCCACACUCAACCAGAUGAGGGAAGGAAAAGGAUCUUUGAAGGGACCCGCUGUGAAGACAGCCUUCCAGUCGCUGUGAAAUUCACAGCUAAGACGGAGAACGAGCCGUACAUCAGCCUUCCUGACCAUCCCAGACCAGUUCCUCUUGAGGUGGCUCUGACAGUCAUGGACAACCAAGGCCCCCGCUGUCGCCACAUCAUAAAGGUGCUGGACUGGCACCUUUACAUCAUGGUCCUAGAGAGGCCCUCGCCCUGCGUGGACAUGCAUGAUAUUUGGGAGCAUCACGGCGGCCUCUUCAGAGAGGAUUUGGCGCGUUAUUUCAUGUGGCAGGUGAUCGCUGCUGAUGCCGUGUGCUGUUCCCGGGAGGUCUUCCAUCGGGACAUCAAGAUGCCCAACCUCCUGGUCAACACGGAGACCCUGGAGGUCAAAUUGAUUGAUUUCGGCUGUGGAGACCUCUUGAAAAGCUCGUCCUACAUCACUUACAGUUGGACAGCAACGUACCGUCCUCCUGAAUACUUUGAGAAGGGCGAGUACUAUGCGAAACAGGCGACGACGUGGUCGCUGGGUGUGCCGCUGUUUAGGAUGAUCACCAGCCUUUUCCCAGACAGCAGCGACAUCGGAUGGAUGGAUCGGACACUUGCAUUCUCUCCAUCUUUUUACACAGAAUGCUGCCUUUUCAUUCGAGGUUGCCUGAAGAGUGACCCAGAGCGGAGGAUUCAUCUGGAGGAGACGCUCUUCCAUGACUGGUUCAAGGUAAGCUAA